GCCGUCAGCGUCAUCAUCGCUGCAGGAAUGGCUGUUGUGGGUGGAUCACUGUUGCUGUAACCGACGGCUUAUGUUGUUGGAAUAUGAACUUUUUCCGAGACGUUGUCAGUUGUUAUAUCAACAUCCUUCAUCUCUAGACUACUCGAUGAGAUUAGGACAUCGCAUAUCUUGUUGCACGCUUCCUUCCCACUGUCGUCGCGAGUCGCGUCUUUCUCCCCCCCUGUCUUCAACAUCUACCUUCUAUUCCGUCACACACUUUUGUCUUAUUUUCUCUACUGUCUCCCUCUCUCUAUCUCCAUCACUUAUACUUCCACUAGUUUUGGUUUUGAGACCCGUCAUGGACAAUUCCAAGAACUUACAGGUUAGGAUUCAGAAUGCUAAUACAAUGUCGAACUCAUGCCCAGCUCUUGCUUGUUUUUCCCCACGUACCUGAAAUAUGUUCAUAGACAUCAUUCAUCCACCCCUAUUCUGGCAAUAGGAAUAUAUGCUUUCUAUCUGGUGUAAGCAUCGACGAAGGGCAUGUCUUCCGAUUCGAACUUGAAACACUGGUACCGUGGAGUGGUGGGACAGCUGCGGUAACAACGCCAAGGCGGAGCUUCAGCUUCAACGGCGAAUAACCUGCACAGAGAUAA
This is a messenger RNA of Somion occarium, 632 nucleotides long. Lineage: Eukaryota; Fungi; Basidiomycota; Agaricomycetes; Polyporales; Cerrenaceae. The record is from the annotation of a GenBank genome assembly.